Messenger RNA from Dacryopinax primogenitus, 462 nucleotides. RefSeq lists its product as uncharacterized. The transcript has a single exon. The record is from RefSeq and is a predicted model, not a curated record. Bases 1 to 462 code for a protein of 153 amino acids. NCBI's taxonomy places the organism in Eukaryota, Fungi, Basidiomycota, Dacrymycetes, Dacrymycetales, Dacrymycetaceae.
AUGGAAGCACAACUGCCCUCCCUUCACCAUGUCAUAUCUGAGUCCAUAGCUGCAGUGCCUCUUGAUCAUGCUCAUUCUGAUGCCGACAGGAAGAGCAUGAUAUUGCAACACAAAGACCUCAGCAGAGAGAUGGAUGAGCCCAUGGAGGUGGUGUCAGAGAUGGAGGAGAUGAAGGCAGAGCUGGAACAGGUGACGCAGGAGCUGGAGGAAGUGCAACAGAGGCAGAAGGAGCAGCAGCAGCAGCAACUGCAGGAGCAGGAUAGCUGGCAGGUCUGGCAACAGCUGCAGGAAUCCCUGCAGCUGCAGCAGGAGAAGCUGUGGCAGGCACAGGAACAGGAAUGGCAGGAGAAGGAGUUGUGGGGGGAGGAGGACAUCUUCCUGGAGCAAGAGAACUCCCUGGAGCAGGACACCAUCAUGGAUGUCAAGGUGGCUGCCAUUGUGGAGCAGGAGGGACCAGAAUGA